GCGGUUUGGCCGCGCGUGAGGCGCGCGGGUUGGCGCGACCCACGCAUCCCUUGCUUGCUUGCUUGCUUGACGAAAGCGCGAAGCAGAGCUACGGGACGGACCCCACGUCUGGAGGAAAUGGACCAUAAAUGUAAGGCUGUGGAGAGGAGAAAGACAUCUCAGAGUGCGAGAACGAGCAGUGUCAGUGGUGAAGAAAAGAAGAAGGGAAGAAGAUUACGGUGCUAUUAUGCUCUUCGUCUCCGAUCUUCCUCGCUCGAGCCUCUUCGCACCCUCGAAAGGCACGAUCUUUUCUUGUUCCUGUUCCCCCUUUGAUUGCUCAACCGUUUCGAUUUUGAUCUUUUCUUGGAGGGGAGUGGGGAAGGGAGCAAGAAUUGCAUGUGGGUUUUUGUUGCUUCUUGAGAUGUUUUGUUUUCUCGAUUGGGAGUUGGCGGUGAUUUGCCCCUCUAUUUCGUCUACUUGCUCGCGGGCUCUUCUUCCGAAGUUCAUUGUAUGUUUACAUCGGUACGCUUCUUCAGAUUGGGUCGAAGAAAUCGAUUUUGGUUUUUCAGUAUUAACCCGCUUUCCUUCCUUUUUCUUUCACGCUAUAAUGCAAUCUCUUUACUUCCUUGUGUUAUUUACAUGGUCGAACACAAAAUGUUCGACAUAUGAUGAUUUGGCAAGAUCGUAAUUGCGGUUGCUAGGUAUUCAAUUGCGCUUUUUCAUGGUUCCAGUGAUAUGUUGGGUGUGAGCCGUAUGAGCGAUUUUGGUAUCCCCGCGACGCUUUUUCUUUGGCAUGUUUAACCUUCUGGGCUUUGCCAAAAGCCUUUCUUUGGAUCAUUGGAUGGAUUUAGUCGGAGGUUGCUAGAUCACUUAAAGAUGUGUGGUUUGAUCAUAUUUUGUUGUAUAAUAUAUUAAAUUCUUAUGUUUGUGUUCUAUAUGUAUUCCGAUAUCUGAUCAUUGGUUUUAACGACUGUCUGUUCUACUUUUGUUAUUCUCUUGCUCUGUGUCACCUUAUUCAUAUAUGUAUUUCAGAAUGUGGUUAGGUAUUCUUUCUCCCAUUUGUGCAAUCAUCAUAGCUUUAUGCCUAUUAAUCUUUUGAUUUGCCAUUUUGACCUCACUUGAUGCCUAUUAUUUUCAGAGACUUUCACUUUUUUUAAUCUAUUCAGGUGUCAACAACAUAGACAAUGAUACUGAGAGUGUUCACUUUGUCCUGAAUUAGGAUGGUGGCUAUCAAAAUAAUAAAUCAAAUCAUGGAUUCGUUCCAUUCCUCGUUCUUUCAGCCUAACUGAACAUGAGUUACCUAUGUGACCAAAAUGUAUCAUGGUUAUGAACUGCUGGAAGAUUGGAACUUGACUAGUCGAGAGAAAAUCUGAAAGUGAAAUCACUUGGUCCUUGGAUGUUUCUGCUUCUGUUUCUUGUCGUUCCGAACUUGGCUCAGUCCCAGAUACUCUUCCAGGGCUUCAACUGGGAGUCGUGGAGGCAACAAGGCGGUUGGUAUAACUUCUUGAAAGACAAAGUCUCUGAUAUAGCCAACGCUGGAGUCACCCACGUCUGGCUGCCUCCGCCCUCGCACUCUGUCGGCGUUCAAGGUUACAUGCCGGGGCGGCUCUACGACUUGGGUGCUUCCAAGUAUGGGAAUCAGGAUGAGUUGAAGGCGCUGAUCGGCGCUUUCCACGACAAGGGAGUCAAAUGCGUGGCCGACAUCGUCAUCAACCAUCGUUGCGCAGACAAGCAAGACGGGAGAGGCAUAUGGUGCAUCUUCGAAGGCGGAACCGAUGAUGCCCGCCUCGACUGGGGUCCACACAUGAUCUGUAGGGACGACACACAGUACUCCGACGGCACCGGCAACCUCGACACCGGCGAGGGCUUCGCGGCGGCUCCCGACAUCGACCACCUCAACACGCAGGUCCAGCGUGAGCUCACGGACUGGCUGAAUUGGCUCAAGACUGACAUCGGCUUCGACGGGUGGAGGCUUGACUUUGCCAAGGGUUACUCCUCAAGCAUCGCCAAGAUCUACGUCGAACAGACGCAGCCAAACUUCGUGGUGGCUGAGAUCUGGAAUUCAUUAGCUUACGGAAACGAUGGGAAGCCAGCAUACGAUCAGAACGGCAACCGCCAAGGGCUGGUUAAUUGGGUUCAGCAGGUCGGAGGCCCAGCGACGGCCUUCGAUUUCACCACAAAGGGAAUACUACAAGCUGCCGUGGAAGGUGAACUGUGGAGGAUGCGUGAUCCCCAGGGGAAGGCGCCCGGCAUGAUGGGGUGGUGGCCGGAGAAGGCUGUCACCUUCGUCGACAACCACGAUACCGGUUCGACGCAAAGGUUGUGGCCUUUUCCUUCUGAUAAGGUCAUGCAAGGCUACGCUUAUAUACUCACGCAUCCGGGAGUCCCUUCCAUCUUCUACGACCACAUGUUCGACUGGGGAUUGAAGGAGAAGAUAACUCGGUUGGCUAAAACCAGAACACGAAAUGGAAUUCAUUCGGGUAGCGCUCUCAACAUUCUGGCCUCUGAUGCUGACCUCUACAUGGCAAUGAUCGAUGGGAAGAUAUUGACAAAGCUAGGCUCGAGAUACGACGUGGGGAAUCUCGUUCCUUCCAACUUCCACGUCGUUGCCUCUGGCAAUGACUACUGCGUGUGGGAGAAGAGAUGAAGAUGAUGAUGAAUCAUGGAAGAGACUUUUCGCUUUCUCGUAUGUGUUGUAAGUAAGAAAAAAAUAUCGUGUUCCCACAUGUACAUUUAUCCAUCCUGCUUGAGAAAAGUUAUAGAAAUGCUAUUUUAUAUAA
Molecule: messenger RNA, 2759 nt
Organism: Musa acuminata AAA Group (dessert banana)
Lineage: Eukaryota; Viridiplantae; Streptophyta; Magnoliopsida; Zingiberales; Musaceae
Product: alpha-amylase isozyme 3C-like
Exons: 6
Coding region: 1376-2626 (416 amino acids)
Biological process (GO): carbohydrate metabolic process
Molecular function (GO): calcium ion binding; alpha-amylase activity
Source: RefSeq, a predicted model, not a curated record